This is a messenger RNA of Aspergillus caelatus, 1219 nucleotides long. RefSeq names its product fumarylacetoacetate hydrolase family protein. Gene Ontology annotation, molecular function: catalytic activity. Bases 227 to 1102 code for a protein of 291 amino acids. The record is from RefSeq and is a predicted model, not a curated record. The transcript has 3 exons. Lineage: Eukaryota; Fungi; Ascomycota; Eurotiomycetes; Eurotiales; Aspergillaceae.
CGCAACUGUGCUAGCGCCAAUCUCCGGUCCCCGCCAAUCUGGGAGAGACGCGAGCGGAUAUCUCCUUUUCCCGGCCGAGAGAUAGAUAGCCCAUAAGGUAAAUAUGUACGGGGUACGAUUUAAAUCAGAAGAACAUGAAAGACCUGAUGUCGGGACUAUACAAGUAGUAGGAUCGAUCCUCCUGCUAUCUUCCAUUCUUCUCCAUGUGGUUUAGAGGUACACCGAUAUGAAAAUGACUACCUUCUCUCGUCUCAUUCGCUUUCUAGCUACAGAUGGUCACAUUUAUUAUGGUGAUGCCAUCAUGCCCACUGGUACCAGUGACAUUGGAAAGGCGACUAGGGCACAGGUGAUUCAAGGGGAUAUUUUUGGCCAGCACCAAGUCACAGACCAAGUCGCUGAGGUUAAAACGCUCCUCGCACCACUGGCGAGGGAGGACAUUGUAACGGUGCGCUGUUUGGGAUUGAACUAUGAGCAACAUGCGAGAGAAUCCAACCUCCCCAUCCCUAAGUAUCCGGUCCUCUUCUACAAGCCCAUCACAGCCAUUACUGGUCCGCGUGAUGAUAUCCCCGUAUGUUCUAUGGCGCAAGACGGGGAGGGCCUGGACUAUGAAUGCGAGUUGGUUGUCGUCAUUGGCAAGGAAGCCAAGAGUAUUCCGGAGGAGCAAGCUUUGGAUUAUGUACUCGGGUAUGCUGUAGGAAACGAUAUUUCCCAUCGUGAGUGGCAACUCAAACGUGGCGGAGGACAAUGGGGUUUGGGCAAAGGCUUCGAUGGUUGGGCACCUUUUGGACCAGGCAUCGUCUCUACAAAGCUGAUCCGCAAUCCCAACGCCUUAAAUAUCUCAACUAAAGUCAACGGUCAAACAGUCCAGUCAUCAUCAACCAAAGAUAUGAUAUUCGGGGUUGCCCAGACGGUAUCAUUUCUCUCUCAAGGCACCACUCUGCUACCUGGUGACCUAAUCUUCACGGGAACGCCCCAGGGUGUUGGGAUGGGCCGGAAGCCUCCGGCUUGGCUUACAAAUGGCGAUCAGGUAGAGGUCUCUUUGGAAGAUGUGGGUUCAUGCGUUAACCGAGUCGCCUUUGAAAAGCCAUCAUCCAAGCUAUGAAAGAGAUAGUAUGGGGCUGGAUAAAUGUUUAACAGGUACUACGAGAGUUUUGCCUUUUCUGCUAUGGAAACAUAGUAACCAUGAAUCCUCUCUGCCGAUUAGGAUUUUGUUUAGUCA